Molecule: messenger RNA, 1666 nt
Organism: Capsicum annuum
Lineage: Eukaryota; Viridiplantae; Streptophyta; Magnoliopsida; Solanales; Solanaceae
Product: isocitrate dehydrogenase [NADP]
Exons: 16
Coding region: 18-1439 (473 amino acids)
Biological process (GO): isocitrate metabolic process
Cellular component (GO): mitochondrion
Molecular function (GO): NAD binding; isocitrate dehydrogenase (NADP+) activity; magnesium ion binding
Source: RefSeq, a predicted model, not a curated record
ACAACUAGUUUACAAAAAUGUCAUCUAACUUAUUUUUUAUGUCCAAUUUACCCUUACAUAGUAGUAGUAAUUAUAUUUCUCCAUUUUCUAGCAAUUUAAUCUUCUCUAGCAGAAGAAAUUUUCUUUAUCAAACACCAUUAAUCUUUAUAUCACCAGAAUUUCCACUUCUUAAUUUGAAAUUUUCAUUAAAUAUGGCUUUCCAAAAGAUCAAAGUGGCUAAUCCCAUAGUUGAAAUGGAUGGAGAUGAAAUGACCCGUGUCAUUUGGAAAUUAAUCAAGGAUAAGCUCAUCUUGCCCUUUGUGGAGUUGGAUAUAAAAUACUUCGAUCUUGGCCUUCCUCACCGUGAUGCCACAGAUGAUAAGGUUACAAUUGAAAGCGCUAAGGCUACUUUGAAGUAUAAUGUAGCAAUUAAGUGUGCAACCAUCACUCCAGAUGAGGCUCGUAUGAAGGAGUUUAACUUGAAGCAUAUGUGGAAGAGCCCAAAUGGGACAAUUAGGAAUAUUCUAAAUGGUACGGUAUUCAGGGAACCAAUCCUCUGCAAAAACAUCCCUCGACUUGUCCCAGGUUGGUCAAAACCGAUAUGCAUUGGCAGACAUGCUUUUGGUGAUCAAUAUCGAGCUACUGAUACAGUAAUUCAAGGAGCUGGAAAACUCAAAUUAGUAUUUGUACCAGAAGGGACGGAUCAAAAGACCGAGUUUGAGGUUUACAACUUCACUGGUGCUGGUGGAGUAGCUCUAUCCAUGUACAACACGGAUGAGUCUAUUCGUUCUUUCGCUGAAGCUUCUAUGAACAUGGCGUACCAAAAGAAAUGGCCACUCUAUCUUAGCACAAAGAAUACCAUCCUUAAGAAAUACGACGGAAGAUUCAAGGACAUAUUCCAGGAAGUUUAUGAGUCCAACUGGAAGUUGAAGUUUGAAGAAGCUGGGAUCUGGUACGAACAUCGCCUCAUCGAUGAUAUGGUUGCUUAUGCUUUAAAAAGUGACGGUGGUUAUGUAUGGGCGUGCAAAAACUAUGAUGGAGAUGUACAGAGUGAUUUCUUAGCACAAGGAUUUGGAUCCCUCGGAUUGAUGACCUCGAUCCUGAUAUGUCCGGAUGGAAAGACCGUGGAAGCAGAAGCAGCCCAUGGAACUGUUACACGACACUACAGGGUUCAUCAAAAAGGAGGUGAAACCAGCACGAACAGCAUCGCCUCAAUUUUUGCUUGGACUCGUGGACUUGCACAUAGGGCAAUGUUGGACAACAAUGCUGCACUCUUAGAUUUCACCAACAAACUAGAAGCAGCUUGCAUCGGUGCAGUGGAAAACGGGAAAAUGACCAAAGAUCUAGCACUUAUUAUCCACGGAUCCAAGGUUGCUAGACACCAAUAUGUGAACACUGAAGAUUUCAUUGAUGCUGUGGCUGAUGAGCUCAAAGCUAGACUUCUGAAACCAAAGAUUUAAGCUAAACUUAGGGAGGAAGACAGUUUGCAGUGUCUUUGAGGAUCCAUAGAUAAGAUGGCAAAGUCACACCAUUCAACAUGUGAAUUUACUCUUUAUACUAUUCUACUCCGUCUCCGGCCGCUAGAAGAAAAUAUAGAGGACUUCUAGUACUUUUUUAUAUAUAAAAUUAUCGUUGUGGAUGGUGGCGAUUUAUAUUAUAUAGCUGAUCUCAACUUGUUUGGUUUAAA